UUUUUUAUUUUUACGUCCGGCAACAUUUGCACUAAAUUGACACCCGAACGGUGAGGUAGGCUCUUUUUCUGUUUUCAGUCCUUAUUUAUCGUGAAAAUUACGCGAAUUUCUGGAUAAUUUGCUGCCGAUUACUCUACUUUAAUGCCUAAAUUUUACUGAGGGCAGCGUAUAGCAGAGGGCUGUAUUGGCGCACUGUGAACAACAGCGAUGGUAAUGGAGGCGUCCCCGUCACCGCAGAGCGUCGGUCGCGAGUUUGUGCGGCAGUACUACACGCUACUCAACAAGGCGCCGGCCCACCUGCACAGAUUCUACAAUAACUACUCGUCGUUCGUGCACGGCGGGCUGGACGCGCCCAACCGCGAGACCCUGCCCGUGGUCGGACAGAAGCAGAUCCACAACCGCAUCCAGCAGCUCAACUUCCGCGACUGCCAUGCCAAGAUCAGCCAGGUGGACGCGCAAGCCACGCUGGGCAACGGCGUGGUGGUGCAGGUGACGGGCGAGCUGUCCAACGGCGGCGCCCCCAUGCGCCGCUUCACGCAGACCUUCGUGCUGGCCGCGCAGUCGCCCAAGAAGUACUACGUGCACAACGACAUCUUCCGCUACCAGGACAUAGUGUUCUCGGACGAGGAGGGCUCGGGCUCGGGCCGCUCGGAGGGCGAGGAGGAGGAGGCGGGGGGCGUGGUGGCGGCACCCGCCUACUUCCCAGUGGCGCCGCCCGCCUCCGCCUUCCCUGCCGCCGCCUUCCCCGCGCCGCCCGCGCCUCCCGCGCCCGCGCCGCACCUCAACGGCCACCCGCCGCCGCGCGACCAUCUCGUCGCCGCGCUGCAAGCUAGCGGCAUAUCGAGCGAGCCGGAGGCCGAGCCGGUGACGGCGGCGUCGCCCCCCGCGCCGGCGCCGGCGGCCGCGCCGGUCGCCGGGCGCGGGCGCCGGCCUGGCGCCGCCGGGCUGGGCGCGGCGCCCGCGGCCCCGGCGCCGGCGCCUGCGCCCGAGCCGGUGCCCGAGCCCGAACCCGAGCGCGAGCCCACGCCACCGCCGAACCCACCGGUGGCGCCUGAGCCGAAGACGUACGCCAACUUGCUGAAGUCGGGCCCGGCGGCCGCCGCCCGUGUGUCGCCGCCCGCGCCGCCCGCCGACCCGCGCCCGCGCCCGCCGCCCGUCGGUACGAAUCGGUCGCCUAACGCCGCGGUGUGUGCAGCGGCGGAGGGCCCGCGGCGCUACUCGGACGCGCAGCAGCUGUUCCUGGGCAACCUGCCGCACUGCGCCACGGAGGAGGAGCUGCGGGCGCUGUUCGCGCGCUUCGGGCCCGUGGCCGAGCUGCGCGUGCACUCCAAGCCCGCGGCGCCCGGAGCCCCGCGACACCCCAACUACGGCUUCAUCACCUACGAGACCUCGCAGGCCGCGCACGACUGCCUCAACGCCGCGCCGCUGUACUUCCCGGCGGACGCGGCGGACGGCGUGAAGCUGAACGUGGAGGAGAAGAAGACGCGCGGGCGCGAGGCGGCGCGGCGCCGGCCGCAGUCGCAGCACCGCGCCUUCGCGCCGCGCCAGCCCUACCGCCGCUAGCGCCGCACUAGAUAGUCAAUUGAUCGCCCGAGCGCGGCCAGAACCCCGCGCGACACCUAUUUUUGUACAUUUGAUUUGUUCCGCGUCCCCCCGAUAUUUGCAUUCUGUGAUUUCACAGCCUACGUAGCUAGUCCGUGGGAUCUUCGCUUUGAUUCGACGAAAUUAGGUCAUCGUCCUCGCCACAGAUCGCGUCGCCGACCGUCGCGUCCCUCUUCAUCUAUGUAAGAUACGCUAAGCUUCUAUGAUAUGUUUCGUUUUAAUUCGAUAUUGAAUGUGAAUUUAAGUUAUUGAACUUGUCGCGAGGCCGCCCGGCACUCGCGACGCUGCACUUAUGCGCUCGUGUCAACAUGCAUAAUUCUAACGUCAACAUUUGUUCCCUCUCCGGCCGCCGGCCGAGCGCGGCCCGCCGGGCGGAGCCGGGGCCCGGGGCCCGAGCUCGGGGCCCGGGGCCGGGGCCCGAGCUUGGGGCCCGGGGCCGGGGCCCGGCGGGCGGCUCGGUCGAGUUCGGUAUAAUGUUAGUGAGUAGCGGCGCGUCCGACUCGCGUCUGGGCGCGACACCGAACGAUAAAUAGAAAAAAAAUACAUAUGAGUGUAAAUAGUUGUUAGGUUUUAUGUUAGGCGGUGCCGCGCCGGCACCCGCCGCGUCGCCGACUUUACGAAAUAAUAAAUUCUAGACUAGCUCCAAAAAUCUUUCCAGAACUAUAAAUAACGUAUUUUGUAUUUAAAAUAAAAUGUAUGUUAUUGUAUCGAUUCGCUAAAACGAUAUUGAUGCAGAUGUUCUUAUGCAUUUACUUAGGUCUGUAUUGAAGUAAUUAUGUGACGGAUGUUGGGCGCAGUAGAGUCGCAGCGGCCAGGUCGCCGCCACGUCCGCACCGCAUCGCCCAUGCCUACACUACUGUGUACCAACAUCGAUAACGAUUUGAAACUGUAUUAUAUUCUAAUAUUAUUAAUAUUAGUUAAAAAAGAAAACUAAAAAAAAAUGGCAGUGACUGUAUUUUUUAUUUAGUUUUUCAUCGAUUUUUUUUAACUGUACUACUAAUAUGUCGUAAGUACAUUGUUUUUCUAUUGAGUUGUGAAGUAUGUGGUGUUGCCACAUACUGGACAAAAUUUCGUGUACUUAUUUAUUGUAAAUAAUAUUCGAGAGUCUCUUUACACUGUAGAAGGACGGACAUCGCGUUUGUAUCGCAUCGAGCGCGGCUUGCGCCGGUGACGCCGACACACACACACACACACACACACACACACACACACACACACACACACACACACACUCAGGUCGGCUACUACAGUUUGGUAAAUUCGUUAUUGACACUCCCACAUCCUUGUACACUCCGGGGGUGAUUACAUUAGCACGGGACGUGGCAUCUGAUGGAAUCGUAGUUGUAAGGAAUGGAUUCAAAUUAACAUUUCCGCAAAUUCAAUAUUUGAUUAUAGUAUUGAACCCGUGAGAAUAUUUUUUUUUUGCUUAUUUUAUUGUAAUAUUUUUCGUCAUCAACAAUAUUAGGGAUACAUUUUUGCCGGCACUGGGAACAAUUCGGUGCCCUUACUAUUUACAGUAACGUCCACUGCAUAACCGCGUAGACUUUGGGAGCGUUAUUAACGAAUUGCCAACAUGAGAAUGUCUUCAAUGACAUGUCGGCUUGUACGGCCAACAUGUUCCCUACUAUUCCUGUGAGGUCGGUCGUCAUUGUCGGAACGCCGCCGGCUCCAUCCAUAGUACAUGUCAGCUACAAUAAUUUAUAUAUAUUUAAUGUAAACCAUAGUAAUAUCAUCGUUUGUUAACCGUGCUUUGCACUUUGUAAGCCAGCGAAGAGACGUGAUUCAGCGGUGACUUUUAAAGUUCCUUAUUUAUAUUAAACCCAUUCGCUCAGUUUACCUAUUUUUGCAAAAUAUGGUCCUUUUUUGUUAAACUUCACUUUCUUUUGCUUCCAUACAAAGAAAUGAAAGUUAGAAAGUUAAACAGGAUUUAUGAUGGGCAUGGCUUUAUUAUGAAUAAGACGGCAAAUGCAUGAUUUGAACACGAUUGUGCUGCCUUACAAGGUGUGCGGCUGUCACUGCCACCCGCGUGCAGGCGGACACACCCCGGCAGCGCCUGCACGAGCCGCGAGUUGUACACCGAUGUCGGUCCGCGAGUGGGCAGGCCCGCUCCUAUCUUACUCUACGUCACACAUUUGCUUGUAAACGUUGCCUUCACACUUCAUUACGCGAGCCCUAAAUCUACACCUUUUGCCCUAUGGAACAGCGUUUACAAAUAAAUGAUGCGCAAAUCUGUAAACAAAAUUUAGAUCCUACAAUCACGGUACUACCAUUAUUCGAAGGUACCUUUCGAGUAGAUCCGUAGCGCUCAUAGUCAGUGCUACAUUACCAUGACAAAUGUUCUGCACAUUAGCCGAUGCGUCACCGACGACGAAGCCUGGCACAGAGCGUUGUAACUCUGACUGAACUCCCACGGGCACCUAGUAGUAGUACGCAUGUAAUGGGGUCUAAAGUUUGUGCGGUACAGUGUUGUUCAGUAACUAUGUAUGAAGCGCGGCGGCAGCAGGCGGCGCGGGCGCUCGCCCCUCGCCGCGCCGCUCGCGCUGCCCUCUCUAAUAGAGAUGUACUUUUUGUAACA
Messenger RNA from Helicoverpa armigera (cotton bollworm), 4177 nucleotides. It is a transcript of the gene rin, whose product is annotated as ras GTPase-activating protein-binding protein 2. NCBI's taxonomy places the organism in Eukaryota, Metazoa, Arthropoda, Insecta, Lepidoptera, Noctuidae. Gene Ontology annotation, cellular component: ribonucleoprotein complex; cytosol. The transcript has 9 exons. Gene Ontology annotation, molecular function: mRNA binding. The coding region runs from base 208 to 1563 and encodes 451 amino acids. The record is from RefSeq and is a predicted model, not a curated record.